AAACAAUAACAAUAACAACAACAACAGGCUGAAUAUUAACGCUCAAAGUAACAACAAUAUUGUUACAAAUACCAACGUAAACAAUGGAAAUCAGGUUAAUGUUAUGGUACCUGUACUUAACCCCUAGUUUAACAAGCUGUUUUCGGAUUGUUCAGUCUAAGCCACAAUCUCCAAUGUUUCAAGCGUUCUUGAAAAAUAACAAAAUUAGAACAGAGUUUGGAAAACCACUUCCGAAAACAAGAGCUCUUGAAGAGUUUGGAAAACCACUUCCGAAAACAAGAGCUCUUGAAGAGUUUGGAAAGAGAGCCAAGGUUCACAAAAAAGCCAACCUUGCAUCAAAUCCAGAAAAUUUUGUUGGUACUCUUCAAUCAAUGGUGAUGCAUGAUCUUAGCCUCGGGCAAGCAUCAAGGCGGCGACGACUUGAUGAUCAGCUGUACUGGCAGUUUUUUAUUCAUCCUAAAGAUUUAGAAGCCUUGCUCAAUAAACCAGGAUUUGGUUUACAAAGGUUGUCACUUGAAAGAGAAAGAUUGGAGAAUCUAAAAGACAAUGCAGCAGCAAUUAAACCAGACAAUGUUUCCUCCGGAAAUAAGAUGGAGUCGGCCAUUUUAGAUUUGAAAUCAGAUUUCCCGCCAAAAACACGGGUUAAAAGAAAUUCCCCGGAUCCACAAUCGCCCUCCGUUCUCUAUCUUCCUUUAGGCGGUGGUGGAAUUAAAGAUUGUCAGCCUGCAGCUGGGUCUAAACUUGUUCACCUGGUUCCUCUCAUGUUUGCUGGGAUGACCUUCACCAUCUUUGAUGCUGUUGCAAACAUCAACAACAACAUUAACAGCAACAACAACAACAACAACAUUCAAAAUAUAAACUUUCAACAAUCUGUAAACACAGUUGUGACUGGGAACGUGAAUGUUGCAAACCAAAUCAAUGUUAUGAACGGUAUCGGACGUAAGAAAAGAAGAUCCCUAGAAAGCAUGAAAGCCAGAAUAUGUGCGCAGAAACUUUUGGCUCAAGCAUGGAAAGCUACCAAAAAAGAGGCAGCAAAAAUAGCUCGGACUGGACUUGUGCAGAAGCAGAUUGAUAACAACAAAGUUUAAUUGAUUUAUUGUGGAAUCUGUUCUCAACAUAUCUAUUUGCAUGUUUUCAUUAGUUAUAGAAAU
Eurytemora carolleeae is the source of this 1151-nucleotide messenger RNA. RefSeq lists its product as uncharacterized. NCBI's taxonomy places the organism in Eukaryota, Metazoa, Arthropoda, Copepoda, Calanoida, Temoridae. The record is from RefSeq and is a predicted model, not a curated record. Bases 84 to 1088 code for a protein of 334 amino acids. The transcript is spliced from 9 exons.